Molecule: messenger RNA, 458 nt
Organism: Ceraceosorus bombacis
Lineage: Eukaryota; Fungi; Basidiomycota; Exobasidiomycetes; Ceraceosorales; Ceraceosoraceae
Source: the annotation of a GenBank genome assembly
AUGUUGUUAGUGGCUCUCCCACUCAAGGGGCGCCCUCAGCAGCUCCAGCUGAUCUUGCCUGGAUCCACACAAGCAAAGCAGCUUGUCUGGGGCAACAAGAUCCUUGAGAGCAAGCAGACUACAACAGGGUGGGUCUGCGCCAGUGCCACGCCUUGAUGAUGUGCUGUGCUGACGUUGAAACACACCCUAUCCCGGGUCUACAGGCAAAGGAUCCAGAUCGUCCGUCUUCCUACCUGGCCUACCUCUUCGCUUGCCUCAACAUUGAGGAUGUGCAAGUCUUGCCUCUGUGCUUGCUGCCAGAUUGGUGUGGCGCCAAGGAGCUCCACACCAUCAAGCACAUGUUCAUCAUGGCUUGCAGAGGCAUCAUGCGUCUUGCCAACACCUCGCCUGGCUCAGCUGCACCCAAUGUUGAGCCUGCUCAUCGGCCAGACGAGGAGGAGGAGGAGAACAAGAAGUAG